Falco peregrinus (peregrine falcon) is the source of this 1044-nucleotide messenger RNA. RefSeq names its product MAS1 proto-oncogene, G protein-coupled receptor (gene MAS1). Gene Ontology annotation, molecular function: G protein-coupled receptor activity. Gene Ontology annotation, biological process: G protein-coupled receptor signaling pathway. The record is from RefSeq and is a predicted model, not a curated record. The coding region runs from base 17 to 1006 and encodes 329 amino acids. Gene Ontology annotation, cellular component: membrane. Lineage: Eukaryota; Metazoa; Chordata; Aves; Falconiformes; Falconidae. The transcript has a single exon.
AACUUGAGCUUUCCCCAUGGAUGAGUCAAACAUAACGUUUCAUCCCAGCGAAGGCACAGAGAACAUCUCAAUGCACAGAAACAUUUCUACACAGGAAAGGGUCUGGGAGAUAUUGACCCCACUUUGGGUAAUUAUGAUCAUCUCCUUCCUGGGUUUUUGUGAAAAUGGAAUUGUCCUCUGGUGCCUCUGCUUCCAGAUCAAAAGAAACCCAUUCACUGCGUACAUCACACACCUGUCCAUUGCCGAUAUCUCCUUACUGCUUUGUACCUUUGUUCUGUCAAUUGAGUACAUUGCUGGGUUUGGAUUCGCAUAUGGUUUUUACUAUUAUAUAACCACCACACUAUCUAUUGUCUUCCUUCUUGGAUAUAAUACUGGUCUCUAUCUCCUGACAGCCAUAAGUAUUGAGAGGUGUCUGUCUAUUGUUUACCCCAUCUGGUACCGAUGCCACCGGUCACAGCACCAAUCGGCAAUUGUCUGUGCAAUUCUGUGGACUCUGUCUUUUCUAAUGACGGUAGCCGAAUACUUAACAUGCAAAGAUGAUUCAAUGAAGGAACAAUUCGACAAUGGCAACCAUUGCCAAGCACUGCUCAUCUUCACAUGGAUCCUGACUUUCAUGAUCUUCAUUCCUCUAAUGAUUCUGUCCAGCCUGAUCUUGGUUAUCAGGAUUCAUCGUAACUCCCUGAGACCUCAUUCAUCAAAGCUCUACAUCAUCAUUGUGGCCACAGUCAUUGUCUUCCUCAUCUUUGCCAUGCCUAUGAGGCUGUUGUAUCUUCUGAAUUACCACCACUGGUCGUCUUUGCUCAGCCAGCAGAACCAUGUCACCGUUGUUCUCUCCACAGUUAACAGUAGCAUCAACCCCCUUGUUUACUUCUUCGUAGGAAGCAGCAAGAAGAAGAGGUUCAAGGAGAGCCUCAAAGUGGUUCUUAGUAGAGCACUUGCUGAUGGGUUGCGGCCGAGAAGCCAGGAAGUUGGCAUGAGUUUGGAUAUAGCUGAAACAAUUUUCUAAUUGGAAUUAUUUUCUAAUAAUUGGACUUGAAAGGUUUA